GCGUACGCAUGCGUUCCACAACGCAUGCUCAACGCGCAACAGUUUGCAUAUCACCUCGUUAUCACGUGGCUCUAUGUUUUUGUAUACAUUACAUCGAUGGUUUUGAAACGAAGUAUUGAGAAUAAUGAAACGAGGCCCUUAUAAAGAACAUUUGAAAAGGACUGGCGACCUUCCUCUAUCGACAGACUAUUCUCGAAAGAAAAGACGAGUUGGUGUUGGUGAAUGUAGUACGGGCAAGAGAACGACAUACAAUGAAGAGGUUAUGUCCCCUGAUGCACGUAAUGGACUACCGUUUGAUGAUCUGCAUGAAAAUGAAGAUUAUGUAAAUCAACAGGAACUACUAGACCAUUUAUGUAUUGCAAAUCUUGAUAAUAUUGAUGAUAGUAAUUCAUCGGUUCAAGAAAUUGAUGACAGUGACCAGCAAAGUGAUACAAGCAUAAGCGAUGAUAAUAAUGAUUAUGACAAUAUUGAAGAGCACAAAUCAUCAAGUGUUAGCGAUUUCAAUGAA
Messenger RNA from Nylanderia fulva, 508 nucleotides. The record is from RefSeq and is a predicted model, not a curated record. Lineage: Eukaryota; Metazoa; Arthropoda; Insecta; Hymenoptera; Formicidae.